Molecule: messenger RNA, 2228 nt
Organism: Rubroshorea leprosula
Lineage: Eukaryota; Viridiplantae; Streptophyta; Magnoliopsida; Malvales; Dipterocarpaceae
Source: the annotation of a GenBank genome assembly
CAGGUUGAAGAUUCUGAAGCACAACUAGGGGGAGAAGAUUCUUAAAGUUCAAUGGAAGUCUAUUUAUUCAUAUGAAGGUUGAAAGCUUCCACAAUCCAUGUUUAACCUUCAAAAAAAUUAGCACCUGAAUUAAUGGCUUCCAUUUCUCCUCAUUUUCUCUACCUCAUGCUACCAUGCCUGUUGUCAAUUUCUAUCAUAGCUCAAAAUAUAACACUAGGCUCGUCAUUAACUGCAGUGCUCAACACUAACUCUUCCUGGACGUCUGCAUCUGAUGAGUUUGCAUUUGGCUUCCAACAGAUUGAAACUGGAAUGUUUUUUACUGGCCACGUGGUUUGACAAAGUACCUGAAAAAAAUAUUGUUUGGUCAGCCAAUUGUGGAAAUUUAGUGCUAGAAGAAUCAAAAAUUCAACUGACAACAGAUAGCCAGUUCGUACUCAAUGACCCAAAAGGACAAGAGGUAUGGAUGGUUAACUUAUAUGGCACUGGUAAUAUUUCUUAUGCAGCUAUGCUUGACACUGGAAACUUUGUGCUGCCACGCCAGGACUCCACCAACUUGUGGGAAAGUUUUGAUCAUCCAACUGACACAAUAUUACCCACACAAACAUUAAACGUGGGCAGCAGCCUUUUUGCUUGUUAUUCAGAAAUGAAUUACUCAGGUGGAAGAUUUAUGAUGCAGUUACUAUCAAAUGGAAAUCUUGCUAUCUUUAACCAGUCUGGCUACAUCUACCUAGAAGCUAAAAAUGGAAGCAUAAUCAGCUUUAUAGCAGUAACUGGAGCAUCAACUGGUAACUUCUACCAGCGUGCAAUCCUUGAAUAUGAUGGGGUCUUCAGGCAAUAUGUCUAUCCAAAAAACUAUAGCGUCAGUGCCAGAAGGCCUAUGGCCUGGUCCUUGAUUUACUGUAUACCACAGGAUAUUUGCACAAGCAUCAGACAAGCCACAGGUGGUGGGGCUUGUGGGUUCAACAGCUACAAUAUUCUAGCAAAUGAUCAGAGACCUAAAUGCAUGUGCCCACCUGGAUACUCAUUCUUGGAUCCAGAUGAUGACAUGAAUGGAUGCAAGCAGGAUUUUAUCUCACAAGAGUGUGAUGGAGGCCAAGAUGCAGAUCUUUUCUAUUUUAAGGAUAUGCCCAACACAGCUUGGCCUGACUCAGAUUAUGAAUGUUUUCAAUCAGUUACUGAGGAUUGGUGCAGACAGGAAAAGAAGGAUGCUUCAGCCUUAUACAAUACAAGGCCUGAGUUUACAAAGCUUCACUUACAAGGAGCUUUGAGGAAGCUACAAAUAACUUCAAAGAAGAACUGGGAAAAGAUGGUGACAGAAGGUGAGAAGGAAUUUCAAGCAGAAAUGAGUGCCAUUGAACACAUUUGCCACAGGAAGAAUUUUGAGCAAGAUGCAGACAAUGAAAAUCAAAUGAUAUUGGCUGAUUGGGCGUAUGAUUGCCAUGAAGAAAGGACAUUGCAUUUGCUAGUUCAGGAGGAUGAAGAGGCAAUUCAGGACAUUAAGAUGGUAGAGAAGUUUGUGAUGAUUGCCAUUUGGUGCAUCCAAGAUGAUCUGUCUUUAAGGCCCACUAUGAAGAGAGCCUCACAGAUGCUAGAAGGAGCUAUUGAAAGAACAUACUUACCUGUUACCCUGAUUCCAGAACUGAAGGAUGGUAUCAUCCUCGGUUAUGAUCAACCCCGGUUAAAAUCAGUCAACUUUAGCAAAGAGUCAAAGACCCAUAUUGUUUGGAAUUGCAGAUUUCACCCAGAUACCAACUGCCUAGGUUCAAAUGUAUGCCAAGGGUUUUUCUUCAAGGAAAGAAUUGAGAAAAGAAAAGACCUUUCGUUUCGCUGUGUGAUUACAUUGGCCAUCCACAGAACAUCGUCUCUGAUAAUGAAACUCCCAGCUUUGCCAUCGCAAAGCUUCUCUCUAGAUCACAUUGCUCUCUUGUUGCAGAAAUGCCUAAAAGCAAAAGCCUUGAAACCUGGCAAGCAAGUCCAUGCUUGGUCACUGGCUACCGGAGCUGAUAUGAAACUAUUAUCGUUGAACGCAAAGCUCGUUGGCAUGUAUGCGAGUUGUGGGGAUUUGGGUUCUGCUCGUUUAUCUUCGAAAGGAUUCAAAAGCCGAAUGCUUUUGCUGUGAAUUGGAUGGUUUUGGCCUCUGCAUUUAAUGGGUACUUUGAAGAAGCAAUAGGGUACUUCUCUGUAAUGCGGGAGUCGAUGAAUUUUUGUAAUAAAUUCACGUUUUCCGU